This is a messenger RNA of Oikopleura dioica, 2286 nucleotides long. The record is from the annotation of a GenBank genome assembly. Lineage: Eukaryota; Metazoa; Chordata; Appendicularia; Copelata; Oikopleuridae.
AUGAAAAUUUCGAAGAGUUUAUUGCCUAUUUUGGGCACACAAGCCGUCAAAGUCAUCCCUUCCGACAAGCGAUUGGUCAAGCAACUCCAUGACAACCUCUUCCUUUCCUGCUUCGGCACAGAUCUUGAAUGGGUCAACCCAAAAGGCCAUGUCAUCGCAACAAAGCAACGCUCGGACAGCAUUUACGUCGAGACCCGCAGCGGUCAGCUUCGACUUUGGAUCAAAAACUUGAAAAUGGAAGAUAUCGGCGACUACACUUGCCGAAGCACGAGCGAAGAGGAUGGCGAUUUUGAAGUGAGAAAUGUGAUGGUUCGGCCAGAAGUCGACUUUCAAACUCAAGAGCAACAAACAUUCAUUGAAGGCACCAACGCCGAGAUUGCAUGUGACUUCUCCGCCAACGGCUUGGACACGAUCGUCGAGUGGUACGCCCCUGGAAACCCAACACCACUCAUUCCUCAAAACGGCAACAAUCUUUUCGUCGACGACAUCACCCGCGACAAUGGAGGCAUUUACCGCUGCACUGUCAUCACCACCGACACUGGCGAUGUCGACGACGUCGACAUUUUGGUCGAAGUUGAGUACCCUCCUGAGAUUGAAGACUUCAUCAAUGUCCCCGAAGAUAACGAAGUCUGGUUGACUGAAGGUCAAAAUUUCUCCGUCCCCUGCGAGGCCUUUGCUGUUCCAGAGCCAGAAAUGACUUGGAGUCGAGAGACAGCGGAAGGGAAUUAUGAUGUGAUUGGGACGGAGAACAACUUGAUGUUUACAGAUAUUCGGUUGGAGAACUCUGGGAAAUACAUUUGCUCGGCGAAAAAUGACCAUGGAACUGUUUCAAAAAGUUUCAAUCUUGUUGUCCUUCCUCCACCUACGACCAUCGUCAACGACCAACUCGUCGAUGGAAUCGACUUUCCCUACUUUGUCAAUCUUGGUGAUCCGAUGAAAUUCGUCUGCGAGAACAUGUACCCUGCUGAUUUCGUCUGGACCACCCCCGACGGAUCUCAAGCAGCGAUGGAUCAACUCAAUCGAAUCGCCGAAACGACCGAUUCCGGAUUCUACACUUGCACUUCGACGAUCAAAAGAGGGAGGACGAAAGAGAUGAUCGAGGUCUCAUCGUCAGUGAAUGUCCAGGUUCGAUAUCCGCCAAUGAUCGCGACGGAAGAAUUGGAAAUCUUCUCCUACCCUGGUCUAGAAACAAAUAUCCCUUGCUCUUUCGUCGCCAAUCCUGUUGGUUUCACCGCCAUCUCCGGCCCUCAAAUUGAAGAAGAGCUUCUCUUGAACGAAGUAAAUUAUGUUUUCAAAGCUGAAGAGAAGGACUUUCCCUCGACUUACCAGUGCACUUCUCGAAACGAUCUUGGCAACGAAGAAUACGAAGUGAGACUACUCAAGGCGGAGAAACCCAAAGAAUUGAGACUUUUGAAGGUGGUUCAAAAGAGGCCGGACAGAGUCGUUAUUUCUUACAGCCGGGACUAUUCAAGAGGCCAGAUUGACCUCUCCGACGUCGUUGUUCACUUGACUUCCCCACACUGGCCAAAUCUCAUUCGAACCAUUCCUGUCGACAACCAAAAUCACGUGACCAUCGACGACCUUGAUCCAGAGCGAACAUACACCCUCCGACUUCAAGGAAUCAACGCCGUCGGUGAAAGCCCAGUCUCUAAAAAGCUCGAGUUCACAACUGAACCUCUAGGAGCACCUGUCGUCCAAAUCAAUCGGGUAUCCACGGAGAAUGGACAGUAUUACGUCGAAUGGGAAAUUACCAACAAUGGUGGUGGAAAAAUGCGAGAAUUGAAGCUUGAAUACGGAAUCUACAAAGACGCCGAAAUGAUCAAAAUCGCCGACAUCUCCGACUUCCCCAAAUCCAACUCUGGCAAAAUCAAGAUCGCCAACCUCGUCAAAAACGAAAACUACUGGGUCUUGCUCCAAGCCAAGAACGAAGAGCUUCCCUCGAAGACUGUCAGAUGCGAUGUCAAAGCUAAAGACUCUUCGCAAAAUCGCGUUCUCUUCCUUGCUAUCGGCUCCUCCGUCUUCCUUCUUAUCAUCGGCCUCGCCAUCGAUGUCACGUGCUACUUUACCAAGCAAAAAGGGCUUCUGAACCGAAUCGUCUCUAGAAAAAUUCCCGCUGGAGCUCAGCCGAUCGGCGCGACUUCCUCCGAAGAAGCAAGUUCGACAGAUGAAUCCGAAGAGAAAUGUUUAAAAAGCAAGCUCGACGAGGAUUCCGAGGAUCAGGGAAUGGGAUCUCUAACCGAAAGUGCAACGAGACUUGAAACUGUGAAAGAAGCAGAAGAAUUAUAA